Penicillium macrosclerotiorum is the source of this 2151-nucleotide messenger RNA. RefSeq names its product acetyl/propionyl/methylcrotonyl-CoA carboxylase subunit alpha. The record is from RefSeq and is a predicted model, not a curated record. Lineage: Eukaryota; Fungi; Ascomycota; Eurotiomycetes; Eurotiales; Aspergillaceae. Bases 1 to 2151 code for a protein of 716 amino acids. Gene Ontology annotation, molecular function: methylcrotonoyl-CoA carboxylase activity; metal ion binding; ATP binding. Gene Ontology annotation, cellular component: mitochondrion. The transcript is spliced from 5 exons.
AUGACCCUCUCAUCCCUUCUCCGCAUUACUCCCCGCUUCGCCCCGACCGCGGCCCGCAGAACCACAAGAGCUGUUUCAUCGAUAUCCGGCACGACGCCGAGCACCAAAUCUUUGGACUCAAUUCUCAUCGCAAACCGUGGUGAAAUUGCGCUCCGUGUAGGCCAGACUGCGGCUGAGCAUGGCAUUCGCGUCACUACUCUUUACACAGACCCAGAUAGCCGCGCACAACAUGCGUUGAGCACGCCGUUCGCAUUUAAUCUGGGAUCUGUUUCGGCAUACUUGGAUGGAGAUCGGAUCAUUGAGAUCGCGAAGAAGGAAGGCUGUCAGGGAAUCCACCCUGGGUAUGGAUUUUUGAGCGAGAAUUCAAAUUUUGCCCGGAAAUGUACAGAAGCUGGACUUGUGUUCAUCGGCCCUCCUUGGAAGGCGAUCGAAGAUAUGGGUGAUAAGAGUCGUUCAAAGGAGAUCAUGCUGGCCGCAGGCGUGCCCUGCGUCCCUGGUUACCACGGCCAUAAUCAAGACCCUACCUUCCUCGAAGCCGAGGCCGAUAAGAUCACAUACCCAGUCCUAAUCAAAGCUAUCAAGGGCGGAGGUGGAAAGGGAAUGCGUAUUGCCAGCUCCAAAGCAGAGUUCCAGUCCCAGUUAGAAUCUGCAAAGUCAGAGGCUAUGAACUCGUUUGGUGACGACCAGGUUCUGGUCGAAAAGUACAUCACAACGCCUCGGCAUAUCGAAGUCCAGGUGUUUGCGGACAAGCAUGGUAAUUCUGUCGCUCUGGGAGAGCGUGAUUGCAGCAUUCAACGCAGACAUCAGAAGAUUUUGGAGGAGUCUCCAGCACCCCAUCUGCCAGACACUACGAGGAAAGAUAUCUGGGCCAAGGCUCGCUCUGCCGCUCUGGCGGUUGGAUAUGAGGGGGCAGGCACUGUGGAAUUCAUUUUCGACAACGACACUGGUGACUUUUACUUUAUGGAAAUGAAUACUCGGCUGCAGGUCGAGCAUCCUGUAACGGAGAUGGUCACUGGCCAGGAUUUGGUCCACUGGCAGAUCAUGGUGGCCGAGGGUGCCCCUCUCCCUCUGACACAAGAAGAGGUGGAAGAAAGGAUAUCUCAAAGCGGCCACGCUAUUGAAGCUCGCAUCUACGCCGAGAACCCUGAACAGGGGUUCAUCCCUGACUCUGGGCGGCUGAUCCAUGUCCGCACACCCGCCCUCACAGAGAAUAUCCGCAUCGAUGCCGGAUUUGUCGAAGGCGAUGAUGUGUCGGCUCACUACGACCCUAUGAUCUCCAAGCUAAUCGUCCGCGGCACGACUCGCGAAGAAGCGAUCCGCAAGCUGGGGACCGCGCUAGAGGAGUACGAGGUUGCAGGACCCGUCACCAACAUUGAAUUCCUUAAAACCAUCUGCCGCAGUCCCGACUUUAUCGCAGGCGCCGUCGAGACCGGUUAUAUCGAGAAACACCGCGAAGAACUUUUCGCGCCAAAGCCACUGGAAGAUGAGCUCCUCGCGCAGGUCGCCCUGGCAUGUCUACAUCGCGAUACCUAUCAGUCUAACCACCCCCGAGCCACCACGGGGCUUGCCGGAACAACGGUCGGGUUUGCCCCGAGUUACCAGCAGCGGCAACUCUCAUUCACCGAGUCGACGGGGCCGAGUAGCGCCAGUGCCAGCCCUGCUACGUUCGACGUACGGGUCCAGCAGACAUCGGACGAGACAUUCGAUGUCGAGGUCGGUGGACGUGUCUUCUCGCAAGUCUCGAGUCGCAUGGACCCAGUCUCAAACGUCGUGACCUCGUUCUUCCCACACACCCGGCUAGACACCACCGUGGUUCGGGAUGAGGACACGAUUAUCGCGUUCCAGCGUGGCAAGCAGUACCGGCUCACGGUGCCGCGGGCCAAGUGGAUGGAGAAGGCGCUGGGCAUGAAGGACGUAGCCAACAGCGUACUAGCGCCGAUGCCAUGCAAGGUGCUCCGGGUGGAAGUACAAGCUGGUGAUGUGGUGGACAAGGACCAGCCGCUAGUGGUGAUCGAAAGUAUGAAGAUGGAGACGGUGAUCCGCAGCCCCCAGCACGGCACGAUCGCACGAGUUGUCCAUCAACAAGGCGACCAAUGCAAGAGCGGAACACCGCUGGUCGAAUUCGCCGAGGAGGCUGAGUCGGCGUCGUAG